This is a messenger RNA of Achroia grisella, 1263 nucleotides long. RefSeq names its product neuropeptides capa receptor-like (gene NGR-A25). Gene Ontology annotation, biological process: neuropeptide signaling pathway. Lineage: Eukaryota; Metazoa; Arthropoda; Insecta; Lepidoptera; Pyralidae. Gene Ontology annotation, molecular function: neuromedin U receptor activity. The transcript is spliced from 7 exons. The record is from RefSeq and is a predicted model, not a curated record. Gene Ontology annotation, cellular component: plasma membrane. The coding region runs from base 1 to 1263 and encodes 420 amino acids.
AUGGAUUCCCAAUUAUUCUUACGUUUUAAUGAGACAUAUGACGACUUUUACAACCGCUGCAAUAAUUUGUCUCAUUUCGAUUGCACUGAAGAGGAGAUGUUAUGGUGGCUUAUGGGGGCCAGGCGGCUACCUCUCAAGGAGAUCAUACCUAUCAGCGUGGUUCUUGUGGUGAUAUUUUUGACUGGCGUGGUGGGCAAUGUGUGUGUUUGUGUGGUGAUAGUUAGACACCCAGGCCUGCACACGGCCACUAACUAUUAUUUGUUCAGUCUGGCUAUCAGUGACUUGCUGUUGCUUCUGUUUGGACUACCUAAUGACCUCUCCGUGUAUUGGCACCAGUAUCCUUAUAGUUUGGGCAUGGUGUUCUGCAAGCUAAGGGCUCUUAUAUCUGAAGCGGCCACAUAUGUGUCUGUACUAACGAUAUCAGCCUUCUCACUGGAACGAUACCUGGCCAUAUGUCACCCGCUACACCUGUACGCGAUGGCUGGUCUUACGAGGGCGUCAAGGAUCAUACUCAUCCUCUGGGUCAUAUCAAUUGUUUGCGCCUCUCCAUUCGCUGUUUAUUCGGACAUCAGCUACAGGGAUUACCCUCCAAACUCCGGUAACAUAUCAUUGGAGUCAGCCUUCUGCGCCCUCAUGGCUCCGUCUCCACUCCUGGAACUCAGCAGCAUAUUUUUCUUCUUCGUGCCCGGUGUUCUCAUACUAUGUCUGUAUGUCAGGAUGGGACUUCAUAUACGGACAACGCGCGUGAGCGAGAAAACCAAGCUGGGAUUACUAAAUGGGCAAGUACACGGCGAGACUAGACAAGCGAAAUCGAGGAAAACCAUCAUACGGAUGCUGGCGGCAGUAGUGAUUGCGUUUUUCGUGUGUUGGGCGCCUUUCCACGUCCAACGCCUGUUCUUCAUAUAUGGAGAACAUCUCCCACAAUUCCAUGUGAUCAAUGAACACCUAUUCAACGUGGCUGGUGCUUUGUACUACGUGUCUGCGACUGUGAACCCUAUACUGUACAAUGUAAUGAGUGGACGGUAUCGCCAAGCAUUUCGAGAGACAUUGCUCUGCCGCCAACGACGCAGGUGUUCACGGAACUUCGACUUGACCAGCUGUCGGGAUUCAGCUCACAGCAGCAGAUCCUGCAGACGCGAGCCUCGGAUCUCGUUCAUCAAUAAAAUCGAUUUUGUCAAAGAUCCCUCGCCAUUCUGCGUCGAUGGAGAUGGAUCAGUCGUAGAAUUCUAUACAGCGUGUAAGAAUAGUGACGAUGAAGUGUAA